Alternaria novae-zelandiae is the source of this 804-nucleotide messenger RNA. RefSeq lists its product as uncharacterized. The transcript has 3 exons. Lineage: Eukaryota; Fungi; Ascomycota; Dothideomycetes; Pleosporales; Pleosporaceae. The record is from RefSeq and is a predicted model, not a curated record. The coding region runs from base 1 to 804 and encodes 267 amino acids.
AUGUUCGAAAAGCUAUUCGGUGUUACGAAGAAGACCUUCCUGGAGAAGAAUGUCGUCCGCGCUAGCGACCAAGACAAAUACUACGAAGACAAGUGCACGUUCUGUUGGGGUCCAUACGACGAAGACCAUCGCGCUGUUCGUGUGCAGCCUUGCGAUCACGUAUUCGGAGACGUCUGCCUCGAAGACAUGAUCGACGCCCCGAAUGGAGACAAAUGUCCCAUCUGCCGAGCAGUAUGGUUUCAGCCUCCUACUCAAGUUUUCCUCUGGCGUAUCCUUCUGGACAACUUUAUGCGUCUGCAAAUUUGGGCAAUUUUCGCCUUCAGUCGACUCCAGGCAUUCUGGUUUCCAAUCAAGGCCGUCAACUCCUGGUUCUACAUGUCGAACGUGUGCUACCAGAUCGACUUCGUCUUACAGCGGCUUACCAACAUAUAUCCGAGGAACCCGCUCUUGCAAUCCCAGCUGGAACUGGGGAUGCGGAAUUACGCGAUCGUUCAAGCCCUCUAUGUUCAUCUCAUGAUUUCAUCGGGACGUUCCAGAGCCGAGGCGGUGAAGACCAGCAUUUUCUACCUAGUAGACGAGAUUUUUCAGACGCCAUGGCAGUGGCAGAAGCUUCCAGUGCUGUUUCUCUGCGCCAUCGCAAUUAGCGUACCCGUGGGUUGCAUGGACCUUGGACUAUUGAGUCGGCGCGACCGUGUCAUCUUCUCAACCACCGUAUUCUCGGUUAUAUUGGUUCGCUUUUGCUUUGCUCAGAUCGUAAUAGCUUUGCUAUACGGAGGGACCGUCUACAAUCCGUCGAUUUUUUAA